UCUUCUCGACCCGGCGCUCCGGAUAUACAGCGGCGGAACAGCGAGCCACCAGAAACCGUGCAGCAGCCAAAGACUCGCCCUGUUUUCUUUGUCCCAUCUUUCGGCCAUUUUGUAAUUAAUUUAUUGAUCGAGGAAGAAGAGAAGGAAAAUACAGACUCUUGCGGAGAGAGAGGAGGAGGAGGAGAUGCUCCCGAUCGAAUGGAUAGGAGCGACGGGGAUGAUGACGAUGGGGAGGGGUGGAAGCGGAUUACUGAAAACGGAGGACGUAAAGUUCGGGUCCUUCUGGUGGUUCGCCGACGCCGGGAUCUCCUGCUUCCUGGUGCUCUUCGCCGGAAUCAUGUCGGGCCUCACGCUCGGUCUCAUGUCCCUCGGACUUGUUGACCUGGAGAUCCUCGAGCGCAGCGGCACCCCUGUCGAGAAGAAGCAGGCCGCUGCCAUCCUUCCAGUUGUUCAGAAACAACAUCAACUUCUUGUGACGCUACUUCUGUGCAAUGCAUGUGCCAUGGAGGCGCUUCCAAUUUACCUGGACAAACUUUUCAAUCCAUUUGUUGCAGUGGUCUUGUCUGUAACUUUUGUCUUAGCUUUUGGAGAGGUUAUUCCCCAGGCCAUCUGCUCAAGGUAUGGGCUUGCUGUAGGAGCAAAUUUUGUUUGGCUUGUCCGUAUUCUGAUGAUAAUUUGCUAUCCCAUAGCCUAUCCUAUUGGGAAGGUUCUGGACUUUGUGCUUGGGCAUAAUGAAUCUGCACUCUUCAGGCGUGCUCAAUUAAAAGCCCUUGUUUCUAUUCACGGUAAAGAGGCUGGUAAGGGUGGUGAAUUAACACAUGAUGAGACAACAAUCAUAAGUGGUGCACUUGAUCUGACUGAAAAGACUGCUGAGGAGGCCAUGACACCAAUAGAAUCAACGUUUUCCUUGGAUGUUGACUCCAAGUUGGAUUGGGAAGCAAUGGGAAAAAUCCUUGCUAGGGGACACAGUCGAGUUCCUGUGUACUCGGGCAACCCAAAAAACAUAAUUGGGCUUCUCCUGGUGAAAAGUCUUCUAACAGUGCGAGCUGAGACAGAGACUCCUGUCAGUGCUGUUUCUAUCAGGAGAAUCCCAAGGGUUCCAGCUGACAUGCCGCUGUAUGACAUCUUGAACGAAUUUCAAAAAGGAAGCAGCCACAUGGCUGCUGUAGUGAAGACUAAAGCAAAGGCUAGAAAUCCUCCAGUAACUGAAGAUGGUGAGAAUGCUGAAGAGAAUAAACUUAGGACUACAGAUGCUUCCCCUACUUCUCCGUUGCUGCACACACAGGAUGAGAAUUCAGAGCAGUAUAUUGAUGUGGAGAAAGGGACAAAUACAGUGGACUCUCCAAAUAAGAAACCCUCUUCUCAGCUGAUCGAUUGUGGAUUCAAUGCUGAUGCACAACUAUCAGAGGACAUUGAAGAUGAAGAAGUCAUUGGUAUCAUUACGCUGGAGGAUGUGUUUGAAGAACUUUUGCAGGAAGAGAUUGUGGACGAGACUGAUGAAUACGUUGAUGUGCAUAAAAGGAUUCGUGUUGCUGCUGCUGCUGCUGCUUCAUCUGUUGCACGAGCCCCAUCUGCCCGGAGAUUGACUGGACAAAAGCCAGGUGCAUCAAAUAGACAAGGUCCACUCCUGAACUCAGUCCAAAAGAACCUUUCAGAUGAAGAACCAAACUCAGCAAGGUCCCAAGAACCCAACUCAGCAAGGUCCCAAGAACCCAACUCAGCAAGGUCUCUAGGGCAGAACUCGGCAAGAAACCAAGUCAGUUUCCUGGAGCCGCUGCUGGGCACAAAAACAGGAUAGCUGUACAAGGAACUAUGGAAAUCCACUGGGUUUUCUUCCACGCUAUAUCAGUCCGGUUUAAUUCCUUGUAAAAUGGUUCAUAGGGAUGUAUGGGGAAAAAAGUAAAGAUGGGUUUGAUGGCUCAAACUCAUGUCUAAGCUUUUAGUUUAGGCUAUUGUUACUAUUUUUUUUUUUUUUUCAUUUGUAUGUAGUUUUCUUUUACAGGAGAAACAUAAAAGCCCCUUCUCUCGCAUGCACCAACUUUGAUUUUGGCCUUUUUUGUAACAUUUACUUUCCUUCACUUCCUUGGUCCACGAGUACCUUCACCUUUGGAUGGUCCAAAAGGAAAGCUCCUUUCUCUACAUGGAAACUGCACCUUAUUCCAA
Messenger RNA from Nymphaea colorata (pocket water lily), 2163 nucleotides. RefSeq names its product DUF21 domain-containing protein At4g14240-like. Bases 185 to 1798 code for a protein of 537 amino acids. Gene Ontology annotation, biological process: magnesium ion homeostasis. The transcript has 13 exons. Lineage: Eukaryota; Viridiplantae; Streptophyta; Magnoliopsida; Nymphaeales; Nymphaeaceae. The record is from RefSeq and is a predicted model, not a curated record. Gene Ontology annotation, cellular component: intracellular membrane-bounded organelle.